AUGUUAACCAAACUAAACUUUACCUUGGCCCGACAAUUCCAUUGUUCUUCAACAUGUUUCAAAGCUCGUAUCCUUUCGAAAAAUCAUCCACUUAAAAUGGAGGUCCCUUUAGCCUUACGUUACCUUCGUGCUAUCGAAUCAGGAAGAAAAUCAUCUGAACAAACUGUAACGCUACAAACUGUUGUAGCAGCUGCAAGAGGUAAUACCCCAUUGAGAGGUGAAAUUAAUUUUCAUAUGCUAAUCAGGAAACCAGUAAUAGCAGUAUUUACUGAAGACCCUGAACAACAUAAAAUUGCUAAAGAGAUGGGUAUUGACAUAAUAGGGGGCUCUGAACUAAUUGAUAAGAUUGCAAGUGGUGAACAAAAGAUAACAUUCCAAACUGCCUUUGCGACGACUGAUAUGGUACAAGAUCUAGCUAGAGUAGCACAAAAAUUAGGUAAACAAAAAGUUCUACCUCAAUUGAAGAAAAAAACUGUCGGUGAUAAUAUUAGGGAAUUAUUACAAGACAAAUUAUAUGUUGUACCAUUUGCAGAAAAGGCUAGUUUUAUUAGCUUCCCUGUAGGCAAGUGUAGCUUUACAGAUGAAGAAAUACUUCGAAAUCUAAUUAAAGCUAGAGAAGGACUACAAAAAGCUCUUAGGGAACAGAAUAAUAAAAAACCAAGCACUAUUAUUAAAGCAACUUUAACAAGCACUCAUGGUCCAGGUAUAGAUAUCGAUUUAUUUUAA
Messenger RNA from Henningerozyma blattae CBS 6284, 726 nucleotides. It is a transcript of the gene MRPL1, whose product is annotated as mitochondrial 54S ribosomal protein uL1m. The record is from RefSeq and is a predicted model, not a curated record. Gene Ontology annotation, molecular function: structural constituent of ribosome; RNA binding. Gene Ontology annotation, cellular component: large ribosomal subunit. Gene Ontology annotation, biological process: translation. Bases 1 to 726 code for a protein of 241 amino acids. Lineage: Eukaryota; Fungi; Ascomycota; Saccharomycetes; Saccharomycetales; Saccharomycetaceae. The transcript has a single exon.